Messenger RNA from Cylindrotheca closterium, 582 nucleotides. The record is from the annotation of a GenBank genome assembly. Lineage: Eukaryota; Bacillariophyta; Bacillariophyceae; Bacillariales; Bacillariaceae.
AUGCAGGUGAACCAAGAACGAACUUUCGUUCUUGCCGUUAUCCUUGCGGUUUUGGUAGCAUACAAUCUGCGCUCCUACAAUAAGAUCUUGCAGACUUUCCAAAAGGUUUCAAACAAGGAAGAUCAUCAACAACUAGCAGGAACCAGUGGAAGCAUCGUGGCGGACCGAAACUCAUCGCAAGAAAUUCCUCAACCACCAUCCAACUCGUCGAACAGGAGUAUUGGAAAACACCCAAACUCGCCACAAAACCCCUCUAGUGCAGUGGGACUUACUCAAAGAACAACGUCCAACUCUUCCAGUAACAGUCGGACUUUGGAUGACGGCUUGUCAUUUGCCACUCCGACUGGCAUUGCUAGCAAGUGGGAGUAUCUGACGGAAGACCUCUUGGAGGAGUACUUCACACCGGCAGAAAUCAAGGGUAUGGCCACCAAAGAGUGCGGCGACGUCAUGGAUCCUCAAAACCCCUGGCAAUGGCAAGGUCAGGCGAAACGUAGAAUUUCCAGUACUUCAGGACCAUGUUGUCCGAAUGGCCACAUUUAUGGCUGGUUUGGAAUUAAUCUAAUGGACACAUCUCCAUAUUGA